AUGGUCAACUCCUGUUGUGGCUCUGUCUGCUCUGAGGAGGGCUGUGGCCAAGGCUACUGCCAGCCCAGCUGCUGCCAGCCCAGCUGCUGUGUGUCCAGCUGCUGCAGGCCCACCUGCUGCAUCUCCAGCUGCUGCAGGCCCACCUGCUGCCGCCCCAGCUGCUGUGUCUGCUGCAUUUCUAGCUGCUGCAGACCUUCCUGCUGCCGCCCCAGCUGCUGUGUGUCCAGCUGCUGCAUCUCCAGCUGCUGCAGGCCCAUCUGCUGCAUCUCCAGUUGCUGCAGGCCCACCUGCUGCCGCCCCAGCUGCUGUGUGUCCAGCUGCUGCCGCCCCUGCUGUGGCAGUUCCAGCUGUUGUGGAUCAAGUUGCUGCCGCCCCAGCUGCUGCAUUUCUAGCUGCUGCCGCCCCAGCUGCUGUGUGUCCAGCUGCUGCAGACCUCAGUGCUGCAUCUCCAACUGCUGCCGCCCCACCUGUUGCCAGACCACCUGCUGCCGCCCAGCAUGCUCUAGCAGUUCUUGCUGCUGA
This is a messenger RNA of Peromyscus californicus insignis, 522 nucleotides long. Its product is annotated as keratin-associated protein 4-3-like. The coding region runs from base 1 to 522 and encodes 173 amino acids. Gene Ontology annotation, cellular component: keratin filament. The transcript is spliced from 2 exons. Lineage: Eukaryota; Metazoa; Chordata; Mammalia; Rodentia; Cricetidae. The record is from RefSeq and is a predicted model, not a curated record.